Messenger RNA from Pseudogymnoascus verrucosus, 2884 nucleotides. RefSeq lists its product as uncharacterized. The transcript has 8 exons. The record is from RefSeq and is a predicted model, not a curated record. Gene Ontology annotation, biological process: protein deubiquitination; regulation of protein stability. Lineage: Eukaryota; Fungi; Ascomycota; Leotiomycetes; Thelebolales; Thelebolaceae. Gene Ontology annotation, cellular component: cytosol; nucleus. Gene Ontology annotation, molecular function: cysteine-type deubiquitinase activity; cysteine-type endopeptidase activity; protein binding. The coding region runs from base 433 to 2736 and encodes 767 amino acids.
UGUUGAUCGGAAGUUUCGAUAGCUAAUACUGAGCCAUGAUAGUCGGUGAAUGAAUUAUCACGACACCGAAUUCGUUGUUGCAUCCAAUGGACCAAGCCGUUGUUUUCCCUUUAAGGUCGAGGCUGUCAGACGGAGAGUUAUUAUGCCUGUCUGCCGCCAAGAAUGUGGAUCAAAGAUCCCGACGCAACCCCGCUUCUACUGUCACGGAAGAAUGACAGUUGUACAAAAAAUUGAAACGACUCUGUUGAGCUAUAAAUCACCUUUAUUCUUGUCCAGGCCAUAAAGGUGUACUACCGCCGUUGUCGCCGAUUAUCGUGACUGCGUUGGCUCUUCAUAAUUUCUCAGGUGCUACAUCAGACUCCGCUCUAACGACGCCGACUCCGCUGGCUGGAACCUACUCCGCAUUUUGUAUACAGGCAAUUUCCUUACAACAUGGUGUCUCUUCAAGCUGGUCACGAUACUAGACCUCCGGCCGAUGCAUACGAGCAUAUGAUAACUACGUUGUUGCCCAUGGACCCAGACCUUGAGAUCGAACAACAGACUAGUCAGACCUGGCAGAUACAGGACUGGAAGAAACUGGAAAAGAGAGUAUAUUGGCCAACCUUCGAAUGUGGUGGAUCAACAUGGCGAGUACUAAUGUAUCCGUCGGGAAACAAUGUGGAAUUCGUGUCGAUGUAUCUUGAAGCUGGGCCCAAAAUAGACAAAGAAGAAGACGAUUGGUAUGCCUGUGCCGAGUUUGCAAUAGUCCUGUGGAACCCGAGCCAGCCAUCGAAAUAUGUUUCAAAUGUUGCCAAGCACCGUUUCCACACGGCGGAAAAAGAUUGGGGGUUUACAAGAUUCUCACAACUGAAGAGUCUAUUUGGGGAGCCCGGGGGAGACCCCGAGUCGUUCCUCCUGCAGAACGGAGAAGCCAACAUUACGGCCUAUGUCCGCGUCUACAAGGACCCUACUGGGGUAUUGUGGGAAAAUUUCUUGAACUAUGACUCAAAGAAGGCGACUGGAAUGGUUGGCUUAAGAAACCAGGGCUCAACCGGCUAUCUCAAUGUGGUUUUGCAAGCGCUAUACUUCAUAACUGCCAUCCGCAAGGUUGUGUAUGAGAUACCAACACGGGAGGGUGCAACGACCGACGUGGCGUGGGCACUUCAGCGUCUGUUCUACUCUUUACAGACAAGUGAGACGUUUGCUACGACGAAAGAACUCACCAAUUCAUUUGGCUGGAGCCCAAUGAUGGUCUUUCAACAGCAAGAUGUUGUAGAGAUGCUUCAAAUACUAAUAUCUCAGCUCAUGACAAGGGCAGAAGGGACCCGAUCAGAAGACUUGCUGCUAGAUCUAUUCAUAGGCAGGCAACGGUUUUUAACAUCUAGCGCCAACGAUGACCGUGUGACUUCCCGAUCUGAAGAUCUUUAUAUUCUAUCAUUGAACAUCCAUGGCCAGCGGACUCUCCAAGAAAGCUUAGCAGAAUAUGUGAAAGUUGACACAUUUAAUGCAGGAGCGCAAGAUGGACCCCAAGAGAUGAAACGCGGCAUGAUUGUCGACAAGUUCCCACCCAUUCUUCAUCUCCAGUUAAAGCGAUUCCAGUACGAUAUCAGCGAAGAUGCCAUGGUAAAACUUGACGACUUCUUCGAGUUUCCAGACGAGAUAGACCUCAGUCCGUACCUUGCUGCCAAUGCCGACCGAUCGGAACCAUGGACAUAUGUUAUCUAUGGUGUUGUUGCACACAGUGGUGGAAUAGCCGGAGGGCAGUACAGUGCGUUCUUGCGACCGGCCAAAGAUGGCCAGUUUUACAAGUUUGAUGAUGAGAGGGUUACAAAAGCGACAUUGAAAGAGGCAAUCCACAAUAACUUCGGAACAGAAGAUGGACAGCCAUCUAAGAAGCCUACCGCAUACUUGCUGAUAUAUAUUCGGAAGUCGAGGUUAGGUGACCUGCUUGGAAAUUUCACAAAGGAUGACGUGCCACAACGUAUCAUGCAAGAACUGACCAUAGAAAGCGCGGAAAAGGCCCGUAAAGCAGAAGAAGAAGAAAAACGGCAGCUCUACGUGGAAAUCAGCCUCAUUUCAGAUGAGACAUUUCAACACCACCGCGGCCUCGACUUGUCGACCACCAUCUCAAGCCCAACUGACCUUGCUUCUCCCAAGGCGUAUAGUAUUCUUGGUGCCGCGACGCUUGCCGAGUUUAUCUUGAAGAUUGCCGCAGAGAAAGGAUUGAAGUCUAAGAAGAUCCGAUUCUGGUUGAUGGCGAACCGUCAAAAUAAGACGAUUAGGCCGCAGUACCCUCUCGAAAACCACACUGAGACUUUUGACCAGAUCAUAAAGAAACAGAAUAUCAACGAUCGUAAAAUUCGCUUGUAUGCCGAGGAAAUGGAACCGGAGAAAUCCAUUUGGCCUCUGAGAGAGGGUUUGAAUGGCGAAAUUUUACUAUUCCUGAAGCACUAUAAUCCACUGCAGGAACAGGUACUAGAAGAGCCGAUGAGAGGGGUCUGCCAUAUCUACGUCCGCAAGAAUGACAAAGCUAGCGAACUGUCUGCGCGCAUUAAUAGGAUAAUGAAUUGGCCGGCCGCGGUGCAAAUGAUACUAUUCGAGGAAAUAAAACCAGGGAUGACCACGAUGAUGGAUCCCUCUGAAACCUUCCAAGGCUUGGAACUUCAGGACGGGGAUAUCGUUCGGUUCCAGAGGACUACUGAGUCAUUGAUACUGUCUUCAUCACUGGCCGACAAUGUGGCUGAGAUCCGUAUUUAAGUACAGGCCGCUGCAUUUUACCGUUCGAUUAUUAUAUUUCAUAUAACACGGGUUUAAAUGUUAUGUAACCUCUAUAUACUACUCACUGAUUGAAGAUACACCGAAGCCGCUCUCAAUGCUACGCACCCUCUAAUUGACAAAAAGUCCC